CGGAUGCCCACCACCACCAUUAGUGCCACGACCAUACCAUCGCCAGCUUCAAAUCCAACCUCCUUCUUACCCAAGAGCAUGAAGCAUACCAAAACCGAAUUCAAGGCUGACCAAGUCUACGUUUCUCAUCCUUACGUGGUUACUUUCUCGGGGGAAGCGACAAAUAUCUACGAAAUUGAAUCAUCAGGACUACAGCAUAUCACCUCUCUCUCCGAGCCAGUCACUGACUACCUUCCACAAAAUUCUGUCAUAGUCGAUCCUUCCCGUGAUGCCCUCAUUAUCGCUGGGAAGAGGGUCUACGCCUUCAACCUUCACGAUGGUCAACUCCAAAAUACCAUUGGACUCUUCGGCACGUCACAUGGUCCUACUAUUUAUGACCGCGGUCGAGUGUUGGUCACCCUCUCAGAUGACACAGAAGAAGACGAAGAAGAAUGCUGGAUUUUGGCCUGCAACCCAUUCGACUUGGAACCUGCAGGCUACUCGUUCCUCACUGAAAUCCGAGUUGCACGCACCGAAACCUUUAUGCACUACCACCUCGUCCACUCUUCAGCGGAAUACGGAGUCGUAGUCGGCCAACACACAUCCAAAACUCAACAACCUCUUAUCCUCCACUACUGGAGCCCUGAAGGUCAACCCUACGACGACUCUCUUCCCCCCAUUUAUACCGUUGAAAUCCCUAUGACUCUCGAAUGUGCAGAAAGCAUUAUAGCCGACUACGCCGCUUCCAUCGACGACGACUGUUUUGCUCUUGCCACCCUCGAAACCGUUCUCGGCAGUCCAGACGCACCAGGAACACACCAAACCGUCGUCCGCACCCAUCAAUUACCAACCCUCGAAACCCUCUGGGAGUCUCAACCCGUCGAUGGGCGAUUAAUUCACUUUUAUCACCUCCCAGCGGAGGGUAUUAUCCUAGCCAUCGGAUCUCUUGUCGAGUGGGAGGAUUCUUCCAAUCCAGAUAACAUUGGCUAUGGUACGUGGAUACUCGCGUUGGACGUCGAAAAUGGAGAACGAAAGCAGUUUGCGAAGUUGAAUCAUCGGAAGAUCGGGAAGGAGUUGGUUGAGUGCGAUAUUACUACUUGCGUCGCGGAGGACGGAGAGAUUAUUGUUUCGGAGGACCCCAAUCUCGUGUUUAUUUCGUCCGUUGGGGAUAUCGCGACGCUCCCGUUCUCCAAGUUUUUGGAUGAAGGUUUGUCUUCGGAUACGUUCAGUAGAUUGCAUGAAACAUGCCAUUCUUCCGGUCUACAACUUAAAGACAUACCGCGGUUAACUGUGACCAAAAGAGCGAGUGUUGGAGACGGAUCUGCUGCAGUGUUGGACGAUGACGGUUUCCUUUCGAUUUUCACCUGGUAAACGGUGCGUUCGC
Molecule: messenger RNA, 1363 nt
Organism: Marasmius oreades (fairy-ring Marasmius)
Lineage: Eukaryota; Fungi; Basidiomycota; Agaricomycetes; Agaricales; Marasmiaceae
Exons: 2
Coding region: 4-1350 (448 amino acids)
Source: RefSeq, a predicted model, not a curated record